Hymenoscyphus albidus is the source of this 1177-nucleotide messenger RNA. Lineage: Eukaryota; Fungi; Ascomycota; Leotiomycetes; Helotiales; Helotiaceae. The record is from the annotation of a GenBank genome assembly.
GGUCUCUCAAGAAUCACAACACCAUCAUACUUUGACAAGCUGUCAAGGGCUCUCUCUCUGCAUCACCGUCGCUGCUACCACUGCUACCACUGCUACCACUGCUACUACUGCUACUACAGCAUCACCUCAACUAAUUCUCAAGUACCGGAUACGAUACGAUCCGACACAAAUACUUGUACCUCCCAAACAUCAUCUCAUUAUGGGUUCCGUCGUACUACCCCACUUGCGAACGGGAUGGCACGUCGAUCAAGCCAUCAUGAACGAAGAGGAACGGCUCGUGGUUAUUCGAUUCGGCCGAGACUACGACCAAGAUUGUAUGCGACAAGAUGAGGUUCUUUACAAAAUUGCCGACCGUGUCAAGAACUUUGCUGUGAUUUAUGGUCAGUAGCCAUAGCUAGCCCCAGCCCCCCCAUCAAGCUGCAUGCUAACCUUCGUUACAGUUUGUGACUUGGAGGAAGUACCUGACUUCAAACAGAUGUAUGGUCAGUACUUACCUUCGACUCUGAAUGUACAAAGCGCCAUUUUCAGAGUCUUUUGCAUGUCUUUGCUGACAUUUGCCUCGCAGAACUCUACGACCCGAUGACGAUCAUGUUCUUCUUCCGAAACAAGCAUAUGAUGUGUGAUUUUGGAACGGGAAAUAACAACAAGCUCAACUGGGUACUUGAGGACAAGCAAGAACUCAUCGAUAUUCUUGAGACCAUCUAUCGUGGUGCUAAGAAGGGACGUGGUUUGGUUGUCAGCCCCAAGGAUUACUCCACACGCUAUCGUUACUAGGUCUCGAAAUACCACAACUUCCUUUCGAUCAGAAGCGAAGCUACCGCACAAACUGGGUUCGUUUGCGAGGAAUAUUUUGCUCGACGAUUCUCCGGGUACUUUACAUUCCAGAUUGCGAAUUUUUGUUGACAAUAGGCAAAUAUACCAGGGGAAGGCCAGAAGAACCAAGGCGGCAAUACGGUAAGAGGGUAUCAACCACCCUUUACUUCAGAUAUAGAAGGCACACGAAGCCGCUACAUGUUGCUCGGUGGGUAAUUUUGAGAUCGAGCGGAAAGUCCUCAAUGAUAAUGAGGUUACUACCACAUCUUCAAUUCCGGUGGUCAAUAGCUGAUAAUGCAGCGAGAAUUCUGUGCAGCUGUCCCAUUCGUAGCUUCCUACAAAUCAAGCUAUUUAAUUCUAAAAA